This is a messenger RNA of Capsicum annuum, 556 nucleotides long. RefSeq names its product profilin-1-like. Lineage: Eukaryota; Viridiplantae; Streptophyta; Magnoliopsida; Solanales; Solanaceae. Gene Ontology annotation, molecular function: actin monomer binding. Gene Ontology annotation, cellular component: cell cortex. The record is from RefSeq and is a predicted model, not a curated record.
UUCAAACCUGCAGAGAUUGAUGCCAUCCUGAAUGAUUUUAAUGAGCCCGGUUCACUUGCUCCAACUGGUCUGCAUCUCGGUGGCUCAAAGUACAUGGUCAUUCAAGGGGAAGCAGGGGUUGUCAUUCGAGGAAAGAAGGGACCGGGCGGUAUUACCAUAAAAAAGACUAAUCAGGCUCUACUCAUUGGUAUCUAUGAUGAACCAAUGACUCCUGGUCAGUGUAACCUGGUUGUUGAGAGGCUUGGCGAUUAUCUCUACGAUCAAGGUUAUUAAUUUACUGAAUCUCCGUUCGAUAUGUUUGUAUUGAAGAUUGUGGUUGUUUGCUUAUGAUGGAUACUCAUCAAGAGUUGGGAAGUGGUAGAUAUGACUUCUUUCUGGAUUCAAACAGUUUUUAUCUUUUGUAUUUUGAUUUUGCAAGAAUUGCUUUAAAUUAUUUUCAAGUGAGGCCCUCAGAUUAUUUUUGAGAGUGGAAUGGUUGUUGGUACCUAAAAAUGGAUUUCACUUUGCACAACAUUUGGUUUGUGUAAUAUACAGCUCAUGGAUUUUAUCUUUCAAA